Molecule: messenger RNA, 3699 nt
Organism: Oncorhynchus keta (chum salmon)
Lineage: Eukaryota; Metazoa; Chordata; Actinopteri; Salmoniformes; Salmonidae
Gene: chst3a
Product: carbohydrate (chondroitin 6) sulfotransferase 3a
Exons: 5
Coding region: 945-2282 (445 amino acids)
Biological process (GO): carbohydrate metabolic process; N-acetylglucosamine metabolic process
Cellular component (GO): Golgi membrane
Molecular function (GO): chondroitin 6-sulfotransferase activity; N-acetylglucosamine 6-O-sulfotransferase activity
Source: RefSeq, a predicted model, not a curated record
GAAAUACAUAUGUUUACUAUGGGUGUAAUGUUUACUGUCAUUUCUGAUUGUUUAUUUAACUUUGAUCUAUUUCACUUGCUUUGGCAAUGUAAACAUAUGUUUAUCAUGCCAAUAAAGCCCUCUGAAUUUAAUUGAAUCGAGAGAGGGAAAGAUGGAGUGAGGGAGGCGAAAGCGAGCGAGACAAAGAGUGGCCCUCUAUAUUCGGCUAUGUAAAAACAGCGAUGGGUGAGGGGCCAACCUCUCCACAUGUGACUACAGUGUCCAUUUUUAGAGGAAGAGCGGCACACUCGGUCACGGUGUGUUCUUGCCCUUUCGUUGGGAUUAGAGAUGUAAAAUAAUAAUAAUUCAACCGUUAAUGCGUUUUUUUGUUUGUUUGUUUCAUAUAUCUUCACAAGUUUAUUUCAUCUCAUUAUUGAUCGGAUUUUUCCACCUUUUUUUUCGUGUGGACAUUUAGAGAAAAAUACUUUUUUGUAUUUCUAAACUUUUAUUUCUAAAAUGUCAAAGUUUGCUCGCGUGUUUUUGUAGCCCACCUUCGUCUAUGGAAUCAUCUUGGGGAUAUUAGAAAUAGCCUAACGGACAUGGAGGAGUUUAUCAACUUUUCCCACACAAGGUGCCUUUUGUUCGUGAAUAAGGCAGCGUGCUUUUGGAAGACUAGACCAUGAGGGAACCUAUCGAGCGCACAACUGUCGAUUAGGCGACUGGUCGCUUGAGAGCGUCAAAAUAAAAUGGAAAAACGGAACAUUUGCUAUCUGAGAGUCUCCUCAUUGAAAACAUCCGAAGUUCUUCAAAGAACGAUGCAGCCGUGUAUACGAUGUAAAACAACGAUCAACCGGAGGACUGUUUGAAUAGGCAACGGGAGUCUGGAGAAGAGAAGGAGAUUGGCAGAAGCUAUUAAAGAAGACACUCCGUGACAGCAGCAGAUCCCGACACAGCUACAUCACAGGAUGAGGAUGAAAUACACAAUCUCCCUUGUCUUCAUUGUGGCACUGGUCAUCAUUGAGAAGGAAAACAACAUUAUCUCACGGGUUUCAGACAAGCUCACCCCAAAGCAGACCCCCCAGACACCCCUUCAGCCCAGUAACUCUGCCUCAGCCUCAGCCCUGGGUCUCCUGAAGUACAAUGGCUCCUCCUUCUCUACCCUGAGCAAGCUGGACCCUGUCUUCGCCCUCAUGAAGAGACGCCUGGAGAACGACACCGAGCAGAGGUCAGAGGUCAUAGGGUCAGCUGGAAACAGAAAGCACAUCCUCCUAUUGGCCACCACGCGGACAGGCUCCUCCUUCGUGGGCGAGUUCUUCAACCAGCAGGGAGACAACAUGUUCUACCUGUUCGAGCCGUUGUGGCACGUGGAGAGGUCGCUGACAUUAGAGAGCGGCGGGACCAACGCCACAGCCGCCGCCCGGGCCUACCGGGAAGUCCUCCAGGGGCUCUUCCUGUGUGACUUCACCCCUCUGGAGAGCUUUAUUGACCCACUUCCUGUAGACCACGUCACCUCAGCCCUGUUCAGGAGAGAAUCUAGCAGCUCUCUCUGUGAGGAGUCCGUCUGUAGCCCGUUCGUUAAGAAAGUCUUUGAACGCUACCAUUGCCGGACCAGGAAGUGUGGUCCCCUCAACCUGACCAUGGCGUCCGAGUCCUGCCAGCAGAAGGAGCACAGGACCAUUAAAUCCGUCCGGGUGCGCCAGCUGGAGACCCUGAGACCCCUCGCCGAGGACCCUCGUCUGGACAUCAAGUUCAUCCAGCUGGUGAGGGACCCCAGGGCGGUUCUGGCCUCCCGCAUGGUGGCCUUCUCCGCCAAGUACAACAACUGGAAGAAGUGGGCGGUGGACGGAGACGUGCCCGUUGACGACGACGAGGUGAGGAAGCUGAAAGGCAACUGCGACAACAUCAGGAUGUCUGCGGAGGUCGGCCUGAGGCAGCCGUCUUGGCUGAGGCGGAGGUACAUGCUAGUACGGUACGAGGAUAUCGCUAGAUUCCCUAUGAGGAAGGCAGCGGAGAUGUACAAGUUCACCGGGAUCCCGUUCACUCCUCAGGUGAAAGACUGGGUGUUAAAGAACACCCAGGCUUCCAAUGAAGCUAGUGGAGUGUAUUCAACACAGAAGAACUCCUCCGAGCAGGUGGAGAAAUGGAGGUUCGGCAUACCCUACAAACUAGCCCAGGUGGUGCAGAGGGUUUGCGGACCCACGAUGAAACUGUUUGGGUACAAGUUUGUGAACAGCGAGGCGAUGCUGACGGACAAGUCUAUCAGUUUGAUCGAAGAAAAGAUUUUCAUACAAAACUUUUCAUAGACAUUUUACGGUAACUCUGAACUCUGCUCAUCAGACAAAGGGACCAACAGAUAUGAUUAUGAAGUGAUAGUUGUGAGGAUAUUUAUUGGGGACUGUACUAGUAUACAACAAUGUAUGAGACACUUUAUAGAUACAUAUUAAAUUAUAACAUGUUACACUCCAGGGUGGAGAAGGAAAUACACAUUUUUGUGUGUAAUAAAAAGGAACGAAUACAAAAACGAGUACUACCUUUUAACUGUUUACAGGGACAUUUAACAAAAGAAAACCCUUGUUACAUGAGUACUACAUGGUAGAAAUCCCCUUGUUACAUGAGUACUACACGGUAGAAAACACUUGUUUUAUAAGUACUACAUGGUAGAAAACACUUGUUUUAUAAGUACUACAUGGUAGAAAACACUUGUUUUAUAAGUACUACAUGGUAGAAAACACUUGUUUUAUAAGUACUACAUGGUAGAAAACACUUGUUACAUGAGUACUACAUGGUAGAAAACACUUGUUAUAUGAGUACUACAUGGUAGAAAACACUUGUUUUAUAAGUACUACAUGGUAGAAAACACUUGUUUUAUGAGUACUACAUGGUAGAAAACACUUGUUUUAUGAGUACUACAUGGUAGAAAACCCUUGUUUUAUAAGUACUACAUGGUAGAAAACACUUGUUACAUGAGUACUACAUGGUAGAAAACCCUUGUUACAUGAGUACUACAUGGUAGAAAACCCUUGUUACAUGAGUACUACAUGGUAGAAAACACUUGUUUUAUAAGUACUACAUGGUAGAAAACACUUGUUUUAUAAGUACUACAUGGUAGAAAACCCUUGUUACAUGAGUACUACAUGGUAGAAAACCCCUUGUUACAUGAGUACUACACGGUAGAAAACCCUUGUUACAUGAGUACUACAUGGUAGAAAACACUUGUUUUAUGAGUACUACAUGGUAGAAAACCCUUGUUACAUGAGUACUACAUGGUAGAAAACACUUGUUUUAUAAGUACUACAUGGUAGAAAACCCUUGUUACAUGAGUACUACAUGGUAGAAAACCCUUGUUACAUGAGUACUACAUGGUAGAAAACACUUGUUUUAUAAGUACUACAUGGUAGAAAACACUUGUUUUAUGAGUACUACAUGGUAGAAAACACUUGUUUUAUGAGUACUACAUGGUAGAAAACACUUGUUUUAUGAGUACUACAUGGUAGAAAACCCUUGUUACAUGAGUACUACAUGGUAGAAAUCCCUUGUUACAUGAGUACUACAUGGUAGAAAUCCCUUGUUACAUGAGUACUACAUGGUAGAAAUCCCUUGUUACAUGAGUACUACACGGUAGAAAACCCUUGUUACAUGAGUACUACAUGGUAGAAAAUCCCUUGUUACAUGAGUACUACAUGGUAGAAAUCCCUUGUUAUAUGAGUACUACAUGGUAGA